Messenger RNA from Pocillopora meandrina, 714 nucleotides. Lineage: Eukaryota; Metazoa; Cnidaria; Anthozoa; Scleractinia; Pocilloporidae. The record is from the annotation of a GenBank genome assembly.
AUGCCUCACUAUAAUUGUUGCGUUCCUGGCUGUACAAACAGCUUUAGAAACGCUUCACAUCUGCAUUUCUACAGAUUACCGAAAGAUGAGUUUACCAGAAAGCAAUACAAAGUCAUUUUGAAGAAUGAUUCGCUAAAAUUGGACUCCACAAAUACUCGAAUUUGCUCAGACCAUUUCGAAGGUGGCGAAAAACUCAGUCGAGCUCAUCUGCCGACUAUAUUUCCUUGGAAAAAGGCAGAAAGCACUAGACGACAGCUAAAAAGAGUCAUCAGCUUCGAAGAAAAAAUCUGGCAAUUCAGGAAGCAAAAAAGAAGAAGAGGGAGGAAAAGAAAGACAUGGCACAAGCAUCAGUGACAGUCGAACAUGAGAACAAUCGUGAGACACAAACAUCUAUCACAGGAUUGGAAAUCGAAACAAUGUUAAAGGAGUUGCAAAAAGCUUAAAAAGGACAUCAGUGAAUUGACAAAUGAAAAGAAUCAGCUGCUGGAGAAAAAUGCCAAGUUGAGUGAAGAAAAUGCAAACCUACUCGAGGCAAACUUAAAACUCGAGCAAGAAACAAAAAGACUAAGACACUCUCUUGAAAACUUUCGUUUCGAUAUUGAGAAAUAUAAAGACAAUGCUGAAGACAUUGCCUUUUAUACUGGUUUACCAGACUAUAAUGCACUGCUGAUAUGUUUCGACAUGGUUAAAGAUGCAGCAGAGCAUAUUGAAUAU